This is a messenger RNA of Alnus glutinosa, 453 nucleotides long. RefSeq names its product protein trichome birefringence-like 10. The record is from RefSeq and is a predicted model, not a curated record. NCBI's taxonomy places the organism in Eukaryota, Viridiplantae, Streptophyta, Magnoliopsida, Fagales, Betulaceae. The coding region runs from base 1 to 453 and encodes 150 amino acids. The transcript has a single exon. Gene Ontology annotation, cellular component: Golgi apparatus. Gene Ontology annotation, molecular function: O-acetyltransferase activity.
AUGUCUGAGAAACCAUCUGUGCCAGACCUUGAAGCCAUGGCAGUUUCUGGACUUCUUAAGAAGUUUAAGCGCUUGAGACUCUUUGAGCCCUCCGUGGGUGUUCUAGGAUUCGUAAUUGUUACUGUCGGCGUGAUUUGUUGCUUCUUCUACUUGGAUUACAGAGAAGUGGCUAAAGGGUUCCUAUUUCUCGGUCAGAGAGAGAGGUUCGUGAGGUUGAAGAUCAAAGGGUCCGGUGAGGACCAAAGGGUUGGGUUUCUUGAACAAAAGGGUUGCCGCUGUGAUGUAUUUGAAGGGGAUUGGGUGUGGGAUGAGAACAAUAUUCCGUUGUAUCAGUCCAAAGACUGCAGAUUUUUAGAUGAAGGAUUUCGGUGUUCGGAGAACGGGAGACCUGAUUUGUUUUACACUAAGUGGAGAUGGCAACCUAAAGAUUGCAACAUGUCAGGUUCUCAGUAG